Molecule: messenger RNA, 1119 nt
Organism: Strongyloides ratti
Lineage: Eukaryota; Metazoa; Nematoda; Chromadorea; Rhabditida; Strongyloididae
Exons: 5
Coding region: 1-1119 (372 amino acids)
Source: RefSeq, a predicted model, not a curated record
AUGGAAGAAAAUCAUCAACUUAAAGAGUUACUAAAAAGAUACAAUUGGAAAUUAAAAAGAUACAAGGAACAAAAUGAAAUAUUAAAAAAAGCUUUAAAGGUGGAAAAAGAAAAGAUUAAAUUAGUUUUUCAAAUGUUUGAAAAAAUUCUUGGAAAAAGUGAAAAUGAAAUAAGAGAUUAUGAUUUAAAUGAUAUUAUGCAUACCAUUUCCUCAAUAUCUGAUAUAAAUCAUUUUCAAAACAAUACAUCUAACAAAGAAAAUAGUACAAGUGACUUGACUACUGAAAAUAAUCUUUCUUUUAACGUAGGAAAAAAUAAAAUUGAGAAAGCAAAAAGUCCAUUAUUAUCAAAUACAUCAGAUGAGUAUUGUACAAAUUCAAAAAAAUCAAAUCCUGUUAUAUGUCAAAAAGAAAAAGCAUCUUAUAAUGAAAGUUCACAUCAAAAAUUUGAUAAUUUUAAUAAUGAUGGAAGGACUACUCCUGAGAUACUUGAAAAACUUGAGAAGGAAAUAGAGGCAGUAUCAGAUAGUAUAAAUACGGAUUCAAUGAUAAGAAAAUUUUCAAGUUUAAUGUCUUCAGAAAAUAGAUCAUUAGAAAGUGAUAACAACGGGGAUAGUACUCUUAAUGAUGGAAACAGUAUUUUCUUAGAAGAAAGUGAAAAGACACCUUCUUUUGAUGAAAAAAAUCCAAAAUUAGCUUAUUAUAUUGAAAUACCUGAAAAAAAAUCUAUGCCUUUAGGAACCAAAUAUAGAACAAUAGAGGAAUAUUUAGUAAAUAAUAAAAAUGAUUUUUUGGUAAAGUCACAAGCUCGGCAAAAAAAAAUUAACCAAGCAAGUCAAAUUCGUGCACGGAUUGCAAUUGAAAAACGGGCUGCAGCUGUUGAAGUUUUGUUUGGAAAAAAAACAACUAAAGAUGUUCAAUCAAUAUUAGAAAUGGACACUGCUAAAAUAAAGGCAUUCCCAGAAUCGUGGAUGAGACAAAUAACAAGGAAAUCUUUACAUCGAGCAGGAUAUUUUGAAAAUUUUAAAAAAUUACAAAAAAAAGAAGUGGAAAAGUGUGUUAACCAGUUUAUGGGUAAAGUCUAUUGCGAAAAAAUUAAAAGAGUUCCUUGCAAAAGAUGA